AUGACACUGCUGUCCAGCAUGGGAGAUACUUUCCUGAGAAAACGCUUCUGCUGUCUCACUCUUUUCCUCCUUGCCAUGGAGGUUGCCAGUCCAGCUCAUCUACAAACACAAUUCCAAGAUUCUGAAGACAUUUUCCCUCCACUCUGGCAUUCAGUGCCUGAAAACUUUGAAGAUUAUCCCAUCCAAAAUCACAAGAUUGUCAUCAAUGUCUGGAACUACUUAGAGAGAAUGGGAAUGUAUAAGAUCUUGCUCAAAUCUUCAGCUAAAUAUUUCCGUGAACUUGGACCUAACAAUCUCAACAAUAUCUUAUGGGGAUUGCCAUUACAGCAUGGCUGGCAGUACAGUUCAGGCAGAUUAGCAGAUCCUUUAAAUACUACAGGCUGUGGCCAUAAGGACGGAGACAGUCUAUGUGUAUCUGAAUUCAGCUGGUGGGCUUGUAUGAAUUAUUAUUUGGCAGCUAUUCCCUUUCUUGGGGCACUGGAUAGUGACUUCUUUGAAGAGCUACCAAAUGAGGUAGAAUUAAUUCCACCAGAUGAGCAAAGAGUACAUUUCUGCCUCAACAUUGCUGACUGUAAUACCCAGGUGCCAAAAGUGAUGUCUGCCUGGAAGGAUUUCUUCAAGUAUCUCCUAUCUACUGCACCAAACUCUGAAACAGCUACAAGUCUUAUUUUCUCAGAAGAUGAAGCCUUGGGUUUUAUGUGGAGAGCUCAUACUCUCUCUAUUACUUCUGCAUUUCAGAAGUGUAAAACAAGUCUCUCAUACCUCAGUGGACCUGAAAGCAGAUUUGGAGAGGCCUGGUCUUCCACAGUUCAUUUCAUUGCAGCCACACAUUUUCCUACAAACUUUAAUGUUACAAAUAAUUUCCAGACUGGAUUACCACCUCGAAUACUUUUGGAAGGAGACAAAGUGCCCUUCAUUGGUGACUUCACACCUCUGCAGAAUAAAGUGCUUUUUCUUCUUGAGAGUCUUCAUACCACAAAUAAGAAUACAGGGAAUAUGCUAUUGCUUUUAUGGAAAAAAGCCAUGUCCACUGAAAAAGGAAGACGUUUUGGUCGAAGUCUUAUUGAAAAGGUCUUUUCUACCCCUUCUGUGAAAUAG
Molecule: messenger RNA, 1098 nt
Organism: Thamnophis elegans (Western terrestrial garter snake)
Lineage: Eukaryota; Metazoa; Chordata; Lepidosauria; Squamata; Natricidae
Gene: C4H6orf58
Product: chromosome 4 C6orf58 homolog
Exons: 6
Coding region: 1-1098 (365 amino acids)
Source: RefSeq, a predicted model, not a curated record